Messenger RNA from Hyposmocoma kahamanoa, 1356 nucleotides. RefSeq names its product tRNA-dihydrouridine(20) synthase [NAD(P)+]-like (gene Dus2). Bases 1 to 1356 code for a protein of 451 amino acids. The record is from RefSeq and is a predicted model, not a curated record. Gene Ontology annotation, cellular component: cytoplasm. Gene Ontology annotation, biological process: tRNA dihydrouridine synthesis. NCBI's taxonomy places the organism in Eukaryota, Metazoa, Arthropoda, Insecta, Lepidoptera, Cosmopterigidae. The transcript has 6 exons. Gene Ontology annotation, molecular function: tRNA dihydrouridine synthase activity; tRNA binding.
AUGAUUUCCUACGAGAACAAAUUAAUACUUGCACCUAUGGUGCGUGUUGGAACUUUGCCAAUGCGUCUUCUGGCCCUUAAGUAUGGGGCCGAUUUGGUUUACACUGAGGAAUUAAUAGAUUGGAAAUUCCUUCGUUCAAAGCGAAGAAAUAAUGAUAUUUUAAAAACGGUGGAUUACGUCGAUCAAACAGAUGGUACAAUAGUUUUCCGAACCUGUGACACAGAAAAAGACAAAGUAGUGUUGCAACUUGGCACAUGCGAUGCUGAAAGAGCUUUAAAAGUUGCUAAACUUGUUGAAAAUGAUGUUGCAGCAAUUGAUAUAAAUAUGGGAUGCCCAAAGGAGUUCUCCAUUAAGGGAGGAAUGGGAGUAGCCCUCAUGGCUAAUCCAGAAAGGGCAUUGAGCAUAUUGAAGACCUUAGUAAAUAACCUGUCAAUACCCGUGACCUGCAAGAUAAGAAUAUUUGAAACUCAGGAAAAUACCCUAAAACUUGUGGAGUUGUUGGUGAGUUCAGGAAUUAAAGCCAUAUCAAUACAUGGCAGGACACGAGAUGAGAGGCCACAGCAUGCAGUACAUACUGAUAUAAUUCGUUAUGUUGCAGAGAAUGUAUCUAUACCAGUAAUUGCCAAUGGUGGUUCUAAAGAAAUAGAGAAACAUGGCGAUAUCUACAAAUUUAAAGAGUUGACUGGAUGCACAAGUGUGAUGCUUGCAAGGGCAGCUGAAUGGAACUGCUCCAUAUUCAGGAAAGAAGGUCUUUUACCAAUAGACACAGUUAUAAAGGACUAUCUCAAAUUAGCAGUUGAUUAUGACAACUCCCCUUCUAAUACAAAGUACUGUGUACAAAAUAUUUUAAGGGAACUACAGGAAACUCCAAGAGGAAAGCAGUUCCUGGAAUGUCAAACAUUAGAACAAAUAUGUGCAAUCUGGGACCUAGGAGAAUAUUGUCAAGAGAAACAGUCACAGUACCAGAAAAUGGGCAUACAGGGGAGAUGGCAAGUUACUCCAGAUGAAUUAGAGCCUCCUCACAAGAAAAGCAAAGUCAUGGAUCAAAUUGAAGUAGAGGGAAUUACUCAGAUGAAAGUAUGCUUCAUUCGUGCCAAUUUUAAUGAUUUGAACUUACCAAAAGUAAGGCUUCACGAAUGGGCUGGGAAAAAUGGCCACAAGCUGCCAACAUAUGAUACUCAACAAGUUGAAAAAUUAUUUAGAACAAUACUGACAUUUAAUGGGAAGAAGUACACAUCAUCUUUUUGGGAGAAAAAUAAAAAGUUUGCUGAGCAAGGUGCAGCAUUAGUAUGCUUAUUCCAUUUAGGAUUGACAACUGAAGAUGAAUUAAAAAAAGUUGGUAGUAUUAUGAAAUAA